Messenger RNA from Frieseomelitta varia, 2882 nucleotides. RefSeq names its product tyrosine-protein phosphatase corkscrew. The transcript has 12 exons. Bases 206 to 2056 code for a protein of 616 amino acids. Gene Ontology annotation, molecular function: protein tyrosine phosphatase activity. NCBI's taxonomy places the organism in Eukaryota, Metazoa, Arthropoda, Insecta, Hymenoptera, Apidae. The record is from RefSeq and is a predicted model, not a curated record. Gene Ontology annotation, biological process: protein dephosphorylation.
UCCGUUCUAAAUACUACAGAUCAAUGACAGACUCUUUUAGUAUCUUCGGUCUUUUUGUUUUCGUGCGAAGUGAAUAUGUCAAAGAUUGAGGCGAUGUAUAGUUAGUAUUAAAUUGAAAGUAAUUAUAAUUGCAUAUUAUAAGUGUGAAUAUCGAUGUAGCAUUAUGAAUUAUUAAUAACCAGCUGGUCAUAGUUGGAAUCACGAUAUGGCAUCUCGCAGAUGGUUUCAUCCGAAUAUAUCGGGUUUAGAAGCAGAACGUUUAUUAAUGGAACGGGGUUAUGAUAGUUCAUUUUUGGCACGUCCAAGUUCAUCUAAUCCUGGUGACUUUACAUUAUCUGUUAGACGGAAUGGUGAAGUAACUCAUAUUAAAAUACAAAAUACAGGCGAUUUCUAUGAUCUUUACGGUGGUGAAAAAUUUGCAACGUUAUCAGAACUUGUACAGUUUUACAUGGAAAAUGGAGGACAAUUGCGCGAAAAAAAUGGAGAAAUUAUUGAAUUGAAAUAUCCACUGAAUUGUGCAGAUCCAACGACUGAAAGGUGGUUCCAUGGCCAUUUAUCAGCUAAAGAAGCAGAACGUUUAAUGUUGGAGCGAGGUAAAAAUGGAUCUUUUCUGGUUCGUGAAUCCCAGAGUAAACCUGGUGACUUUGUAUUAUCUGUUCGCACAGAUGAUCGUGUUACACAUGUUAUAAUACGAUCUCAGGAUAAUAAAUAUGAUGUUGGCGGAGGUGAUAAAUUUGAUAGCUUAACUGAUUUAAUAGAACAUUAUAAACGCAAUCCAAUGGUUGAAACAAGUGGAAGUGUUGUUCAUUUACGACAACCUUUCAAUGCUACUCGUAUAAAUGCUAGUGGUAUUGAAAGUAGAGUAAGACAAUUACAUAAAGAAAAUGGUUGUUCAAAUGGAUGGUUGUGGAAUGGAGCCACAGGUAGUAAUGAAGGCGGAGUAGGGCGUGGUAAAGGAAAAGCCGGUUUUUGGGAAGAAUUUGAGUCACUACAACAGUUAGAAUGUCGUCAUUUGUUUUCUAGAAAAGAAGGAUUGCGUCCUGAAAAUCGAGCAAAGAAUCGAUAUAAAAAUAUUUUACCAUUUGAUCAUACAAGAGUACGUUUGAAAGAUGUAGACCCAAAUAUUCCUGGAUCUGACUAUAUUAAUGCUAAUUAUAUUAAGAAUGAAGAAGGAGAUGGACAAGCUAGUGGAAUUAACACUUGCGGUGAUGGUGGUUCAUUUAAUAAAUGUUAUAUUGCAACACAAGGUUGCCUCCCAAAUACAAUUCAAGAUUUUUGGCAUAUGGUAUAUCAAGAAAAUACUCGAGUGAUAGUUAUGACCACUAAAGAAAUGGAAAGAGGAAAGAAUAAAUGUGCUCGCUAUUGGCCAGAAGAAGGUGACAUUACCGAAUAUGGAGGUGAAUGGAAAGUGCGUGCUUUAUCUCGUACUUCUACGGCAGACUAUACAUUGCGAGAAUUCUUAUUAAACGGAAAUAAGUCAGGUUUUACAGAAUCUAGACGGAUUUACCAUUAUCAUUUUCAAGCAUGGCCUGAUCAUGGUGUUCCGUCUGAUCCUGGGUGUGUAUUAAAUUUCCUUCACGAUGUUAAUGCGAGACAAGAGUCAAUUGCUGCUUCUCUUGUUUCAAACGGUCAAAACACAUCAAGCAUAGGGCCAAUUCUUGUACAUUGUAGUGCUGGAAUUGGUAGAACCGGAACAUUUAUUGUUAUCGAUAUGAUUCUUGAUCAAAUUAAGCGUCAUGGAUUGGAUUGUGAAAUUGAUAUUCAGAGAACAAUUCAAAGAGUACGUUCACAAAGAUCAGGAAUGGUUCAAACAGAAGCACAAUAUAAGUUUGUUUAUUUGGCCGUAUUACACUAUAUUGAAACUGUAUCUCAGCGGAUGCAAGCAGAGCAAAAAUCUCUACAUUUAGGUCGAGAAUAUACUAACAUACGAUAUAAAAGUGAAACAAAUGCUACAACUAUGGGCGAUAUUUCGGUCCCUACAUGUGCUGCGACAACUCUUUCAACAUCAGCACAUUUUACAUUAGCCACUCCUAUCAGUAAUUUAAGGCCAAAGUAAUAUUAAUGUCAUCAAAUAACGAAAUUUUUUAAAAGCAAAGAAGAGGCUUUGUUACUCUUACCAUAUGUGGUUCUGAGCUUUCGAUAUUAUCGAUAUACCUAUUCUAUAAAAAUUUAAUUUUCAAAUUGGUUAUUUCAAAUAUUUGUUAUCAUAAUGCGUUCAAAUCCAAUUUACAUACCGCAUGUAUUUAUUUACGUAUGCACGUGAACAUACAAAAUAUGUAGAAAUUAUAUCACUUGGCACUUGAACUGUUGAUUAAAAAUAAGCGAUAGCGUGUUAGAAUAUAUUAUAGAAAAACUGAUAAUUUUUUUUUUGCAAUUUUAAUCACAGUACUAGAACACAGAAAAAGAAUUUAGAAUGCAAAGUCUCAAUAGUAAUUACGUUAAGUGUAAUCGAAGUAUAAUUGCUUUCAUAUUAUUUCGCUAUCUAUAUUUCAACCAUUUAUCUUUUUAAGGUUAUCAUUUUUUAUGUUUAUUUUCCAGGUUUAUUAUCAUAUCUUUUCUUAAAAUUUCGAUAUUUUUUUCAUAUAUAACAUUUUAAACAUUUUUCUAAGUUUCAGGUGUAAUAUAUAUUGUGCCUCAAAAUAUAUUAACAUUUGUUUUCAUUGUGAUUAUAUAAUUGUACAAAUUAUCUAGUAAUAUUUAGGACUGAUCUUUUUUACAUAGAAUUUUUUUUUAAUAUCUAUUCAAAGAUUAUAAAUGAGAAAUAUUUAUUAUUUGUAAACUUUGUUAUAUUACAAGGCAGAACACACAAAGAUGAUAUAUUCAGUUUUAUGUAUAUCACAAAAUGUGUCAAUUUUUUUAUUGCAAUUAAAAUGUUACUUGUA